This is a messenger RNA of Daucus carota subsp. sativus, 1237 nucleotides long. RefSeq names its product E3 ubiquitin-protein ligase RSL1. Bases 151 to 930 code for a protein of 259 amino acids. Lineage: Eukaryota; Viridiplantae; Streptophyta; Magnoliopsida; Apiales; Apiaceae. Gene Ontology annotation, cellular component: ubiquitin ligase complex; cytoplasm. The transcript has 3 exons. Gene Ontology annotation, molecular function: ubiquitin conjugating enzyme binding; ubiquitin protein ligase activity; zinc ion binding. The record is from RefSeq and is a predicted model, not a curated record. Gene Ontology annotation, biological process: protein polyubiquitination; ubiquitin-dependent protein catabolic process; positive regulation of proteasomal ubiquitin-dependent protein catabolic process.
AAGAGUAAUAGAGCUCUAAGUGUGGUAGGCUUGUAGUUGUAGUUAUGGGGAAGAAGAGUACCAAACCAAAAAUUAUACCGUAUAGAUUACUGCAUAUAAAAUCUAGUAUUAGUCUAUUUGCAAAGUGUAUGUGCGUACUGCGUACAUAGAAUGGGAAAUACACAGCAGAGAGCCACCGAAAGCCCGGAAAAUCCCCAAGACGAUGAUGGGUCAGCCAUGACUUGUGAAAUCUGUAUUGAACCCAUUUGUUUACCCAACAAAAAGUUCAAGAAUCAAGAGAAGUGUGCUCACCCAUAUUGUGUAGAGUGUAUAGUGAAGUAUAUUCAAGUGAAAAUUGAUGAUAGGGUGUGUUUAAUCAAGUGCCCAGCUGUGAAUUGUGAGCACUUUCUGGACCCUCUUGCUUGUAGACUAGUUAUUGGGCAUCACCUGUUUGAUAAAUGGUGUGACUUGCUUUGUGAAUUUGCUGUUUUGGGGUUUGAUAGGUGUUAUUGUCCUAAUAGGGAUUGUUCUGUUUUGAUUGUGAAUGAGUGUGGUGGGUCUGUGAAGCAAAGUAAGUGUCCCAAGUGCAAGAAGUUGUUUUGCUUUUCGUGUAAAAUUGCGUGGCAUGCUGGGUAUAGGUGUGAAGAGGGUAGGGAGUUGAGGGAUAGGAAUGAUGUUGCUUUUGGCGUGCUUGCGGAGAGAAAGAAGUGGAAGAGGUGUCCAGUUUGUCACCAUUUUGUUGAGCUGAUCUCGGGUUGUUCCAUUGUUAAAUGCAGAUGCGGCACUGACUUUUGUUACAGCUGCGGGAAAAAAGUUAAUAGACAUUGGUGUAGUUGCCAGAGAUACUAUAGCCGCAAUGUUUUCUGCGUGUUUGUUCUGAUACUAAUACUAUUGUUCUUAAUCGGUAUGUUCUGCUUCUCGGCAGCUAAUACCACUACAUCUCAUUGGUAAACUCUGGCGUGGUGUAAAGGCCUUCUCACUCGAGCUCUUCUGGCAGAGCACCAAAUCAGUAUGUUAAUUAUAAUAUGUAUAUAUAGGUAAAGUCUUGCAUGGUGUAAAGCUCUCCUGGCUCCUCUCUAGCUCUGUCAGCAAAAAAUUGUUUAAGUAUCUUUAUGUAAGUAAGCUCUGAGCUAAUCUUAGCGUAAUCUGAAAUAAACUCUAGAGCACAUGAUAAACUUAUACGAGGUUUCGUCGUGCUCAAUUCCUUUAAAAGUAGUCUUGUACACUAAUUUCAAAUUAUCAAUAUCAUUCCGGUUCA